CCCGACCUCUGGGUUAACCUAACCCCGGAGCCAUGGCCUCUGCUGGGGUGGCAGCCGGGCGACAGGCGGAGGAUGCAUUGCCGCCAACGUCCGACCAGCCGCUGCCUGACACCAAGCCGCUGCCGCCCCCUCAGCCGCCGCCUGUCCCUGCGCCUCAGCCGCAGCAGUCGCCGGCGCCACGGCCUCAGUCAACUGCCCGCGCGAGGGAGGAAGAGAACUACUCCUUUUUACCUUUGGUUCACAGCAUCAUCAAAUGCAUGGACAAGGACAGCCCGGAGGUCCACCAGGACCUGAACGCCCUCAAAACCAAGUUCCAGGAGAUGCGCAAGCUCAUCAGCACCAUGCCCGGCAUCCACCUGAGCCCUGAGCAGCAGCAGCAGCAGCUGCAGAGCCUCCGGGAGCAAGUCAGGACCAAGAACGAGCUUCUGCAAAAGUACAAGAGCCUCUGCAUGUUCGAAAUCCCCAAGGAGUAGAGUGAGGCCGACUUCCUGAGAAACGGGGGGAAGCCAAUGGCCUGUCUCCCCACUACCAUCCCCAAAGUCUCCUUGGGGCGUGGUUCCUGUGGACCCCAGCUCAGAACCUCAAGGUGCAGGGGCGGGGCUCCUGUGCUGCUGCAUGUGCGUCGCCUGUACGGGAGCCAGCACCGAGCUUGGCUGCGCUGGGUUUCUUUGUGUAGAUCCAUAUGUCUAGAUGCAUAAUAACUGGAGUGCCUGCUGGUGGAAGUCAGAAUGCUCCUGGAGGCAGCGGAGGGGGUGGAGGGCUCUCCCCUGCCGCUGGGGAGGGGGCCAUCUGCUGCGCCGGGCUCCACUGACAGAUCUGAAGAGCACAGUAGGAAGGGAGGCAGUUCCUCUUUGCUUCCUUCCCUCCCUCUCCUCCCACCCCCAUAGGAUCAGUGUGUACCAGGUACACAUUGUUCCCGUUAAAGCAGCUUCUUGAAACAUUUGCAUAGAAUUCACUGGAUGAAUUAAGCCUGCGCUCAUAUGGCGUAGAACUGUGAGAUAAUGUUUUGAAAGGCCAGAGGGUGGCCUUUUUCCCAAACAGUUUGGUUCCUUUUAUGUUUGAGCCAGUGAAUGGAACUAUAGCUGUGGGGGUGUCAGCCCAGAGCCCUGCCAGGC
This is a messenger RNA of Macaca mulatta (Rhesus monkey), 1115 nucleotides long. It is a transcript of the gene MED9, whose product is annotated as mediator complex subunit 9. Gene Ontology annotation, biological process: regulation of transcription by RNA polymerase II. Gene Ontology annotation, cellular component: mediator complex. Lineage: Eukaryota; Metazoa; Chordata; Mammalia; Primates; Cercopithecidae. Gene Ontology annotation, molecular function: transcription coregulator activity. The record is from RefSeq and is marked provisional.